This is a messenger RNA of Carya illinoinensis, 1199 nucleotides long. Its product is annotated as peroxidase 10-like. NCBI's taxonomy places the organism in Eukaryota, Viridiplantae, Streptophyta, Magnoliopsida, Fagales, Juglandaceae. The record is from RefSeq and is a predicted model, not a curated record. Gene Ontology annotation, biological process: hydrogen peroxide catabolic process; response to oxidative stress. The transcript is spliced from 4 exons. The coding region runs from base 78 to 1076 and encodes 332 amino acids. Gene Ontology annotation, molecular function: peroxidase activity; heme binding.
CACUAAGCCCCCAUCACUUGUAAUCAGAAUUAGCAUCUUACGUACACUGAUCAGCAACUAGUUCGUGCUCACAAGCUAUGGCUCAAAAACUCUUCCCCUGCUUCACUUUUACCCUGUUUUUACUUGGCCCCUUAUCUCCCUUCAUUUACAAGUAUCCCCUUGUUUAUGGCCAACUUGAUUACAAUUUCUAUGCUCAAUCAUGCCCCUACUUGCUGAACAUUGUUAGAUAUAAUGUUUUCUCAGCCAUCAGAAAUGACACCAGGAUGCCUGCAUCCCUCCUUCGGCUGCAUUUUCACGAUUGCAUCGUAGAUGGAUGUGAUGCGUCAGUACUUCUUGAUGACACAAAAGAUCUGACGGGCGAAAAGAAUGCUCCUCCCAAUAACAAAUCCCUUAGAGGUUUUGAAGUAAUCGACAACAUAAAGGCAGUUGUUGAAAGAUUUUGCCCUUCAACUGUUUCUUGUGCCGAUAUAUUGACUCUGGCAGCGAGAGAUGCCAUUAGUUUGGUUGGAGGGACUUAUUGGCCAGUUCCAUUAGGCAGACGAGAUGCAACAACAGCAAGUCUGACUGCAGUUCUUCAACAAAUACCAUCACCUUUCGAGACUCUACAGAAUAUCACUGCCAAGUUCACAUCAAAGGGUCUUGACUUCAAGGAUGUUGUAGUCCUCUCAGGAGGACACACCAUAGGAUAUGCCCAGUGCUUCGCCUUCAAGCGGCGGCUCUUUAACUUCCAAGGCUCCGGCAAGCCUGAUCCUACACUAGACUCUUCGCUCCUCUCCAACUUGAGAAGCAUGUGCCCAGACGGAGACGCACCAAACAGCAACGUUGCUCCCUUCGACACAAGUCCUACCAUGUUUGACAAUGCUUAUUACACAAAUCUCAGAAGCAACGCAGGGCUUCUUGAAUCUGAUCAAGCAUUAAUGGGGGAUCCACAAGCUGCUGCAAUGGUUUACAGUUACAGCAUGAACCCUCGUCUUUUCUCUUCUGAUUUCGCAGCGUCGAUGUCAAAGCUCGGUAAUGUCGGAGUGCUCACAGGAAAAAAUGGGGAGAUUAGAAAGAAAUGUGGAUCUGUGAAUUAAUUAAGAUGGACCCAUUAAUUAUAAAUGUUAGUUAAUGCACUGUACUGCAUGGAACUUCGAUCUCUAUUAUAAUUAAUGUUGGAAAAAGGGCUAUCUUCUAAUAAAAUAUAGUACUCACUGCAA